GAAUCUGAUUUGACUGAUUAUAUGAGGCACCAAAAGUAUAAAACGUAAGCAAAUCCAGGUAGAAACUCCAGUUUGCGCGACUUUGCACUUCAUUUUGCCUCGCCGUGGAGGCAAGCUGCACCUGAGCAGUGUUAUCGAGCUACUUACUUGUAGAGUAACUAUAAUCGCACAGCUCCAGGCUUGUUGCUGCGGUCUCGACAUUUCACCAUUGCCCGGGGGCCCCCAAACUCAGCCCCGCAACGAAAGACACGAGGCAAACUUCUACCAUAAGCUAGUAGAUAGCAGACGACCUGGUCUGUAAUCACACCUAGGCUGGCGACCUAGGUCCGGCAAAGCGUGUCGUCUGGGGGCACAAUGCCCUAUGAUGCACAGCCAGGACGGGCGGCAGGCGGCGCCGCGAACGGGCCCGGCACGCUGCGCUUCGGCGCGACGUCGGAACGGCCCCAGAUUGAUCACCCCUCGACCAAGUACCGGGACAUCGAGAUGCCCAACGCCGUGACGAUGCAGCGCGCGGCGUCGCCGACAAAGCCCACCCUGCCGCGGCGGUCAGAGCCCAAAACGUGGCGUGCCACAACCCGCGACCGCUACCCGCUCACCGCCAGCCUCACAGGCCCGGGCCGUGCCGGCAAGCUGGGCACGCUGCAGGGCGCCAGUGGCGGGCGCUACGAGGGCGAGGUGCUGGCGGGCCGCCCGCACGGCCGCGGCCAGUACUACGUGCGCAAGGCGGGCCCCGGCAGCGAGUGGGUGCUGCAGUACGAGGGCGACUGGAUCCAGGGGCGCAGGGAAGGUGGGCAGCUGCGGGCGAGGGGGGUUGUAAAUACCAGCCCAGGCGACAUCUUCAUCGGCAACUACCUGGGUGACCGGCGCGAGGGCAUGGGCACGUUAUACAUGAUGGCCCGCCAGAAGAAGUACGUGGCCGAGUACGUGGCCGACCAGCCCAAGUGCGGCACCGUGCUGGAGAUCGAGGACACAGACCUGCAGCCGCUGCAGGGCCACCUGGCCUCCCUGGCCGCCUGCCGCAAGCUGGACGCGGCGGCGGCUGGCGACGCCAUCGCCCGCCUGCCGCCGCUGCAGCUGCUGCAGCCGGCCAAGGUGCUGGCGCAGCAGGUGGUUGCGGUGCGGCGCGGGCGGCAGCUGGGCGGCAGCAAGGCGCUGGCGGCUGUGCAGGCGGCCAGUGGCACACUGGCGGAGCGGGACAUCGAGAUGCUGCGACACAGCUUCACACUCAUGGCGGCGGGCGACGGCCCUGACGUGGGCCUGCUGCCUCACCAGCUGCGGGAGCUGGUGGUGAUGGCGGGGCUGGACCCGGCGGCGGCGGCCACCCGCUCCCUGGUGGAGGAGCUCAUGAGCAGGAGGAAGGCGGCCACGGGCCGCAUCAGCGCCGCCGCGGCGGCGGCGGCGGAAGCGGAGGCGGAGGCGCAGGCGGAGGCGGAGGCGCAGGCGGAGGCGCAGGCGUAUGGAGGAGAGUACGGAGGAGAGCAGGGGUACGGCGAGGACGCCGGAGAGUACGGCACCGGUAACGGUGGAGAGUACGGUCACGGUUACGGUUACGACGGGGACGGCGGUCGUACGGCGGGCGUGGAGGCGGGCGUGGAGGCUUUGGGGCUGCAGGAGGAGGGGGCUGGGGGGCAGGAGGUGGAUGCGGAGGCGAGCGCGGCUGCGGCGGCGGUUGCGGGGCUCGUGCCGGUGGCGACGGAGGGCGCGGGUGAGGAUGAGGCGUUCAUCCAGGAGGAUGGAGGGGAGGAGGACGGGGGGGAGGGUGGGGAGGAGUACGGGGAGGGGCAGGGGGAGGGCGGGGAAGAGGGGUACGACGACGGGGCGCAGUGAGCGAGCAGCGGCGGGCGCGUGUGUCUUGUUUGGGGUCGCGUGAAUGGGGAAGCACUGUGUGUGCCUGAGUGUGACAGGAUGCCAUGGGUGGGUUGCCGUGGCCACGUGUGGAAGGGAAACAACAAGCGCGCGGCCACCCGUGUGCAAGCGGGAUGCUUCAGGACCGUGUAGAGCGCGGUGUGUUACGCAGUACCAGCGAACAGUGGGUGCACGUACGGACGUGCUGGGCAUGCGGCUGCUGCUGCUGUUGUGCCAGCAGUGCCGCUGACGAAGUGAGUUGUUUCGGCGGAGCUUCGGUCACUCGGUGACACCUGGCGCAGCCGGGCGGCUAGGUGCCAGGCAGAGGUGCAGGUGGCGGCAGGUCGAGGCAAAGAGCUGGGAAUGUAUCGUGCGAGGUCGUUGUUGAGUCGUUGACUUGUCACGAGGUGCAACGUAUCAUAGCCCUGCUGCCAACUCUGUUUCUGUGCUUCCCACUUGUCGGCGAGGCUUUGAUACGUUAUAAACAAGCAAGCAAGAGGACUAGAAGAGCACCAAGCGAAGGAGUUGUUGUUGAUUAUAGUAGCUGAAGGGGUGGGCCUGUAAGGCACGGGCAGCAGCUGGCAGGGCAGCCUCCCACGGCAUGUGUGCGAUGGGCCAUUCUGCGCACGCCCCUAUGGAAUGCGCCAAGCCACCGCACCUGCUUGAGGGUAUGGGCAUCAGCUGCACCCUACGGGACCUCGCCAACCUGCCUUGAACCCUGUCCCAUCACACCCCCACCUGAAGAACAGCGACCAUCAACCUCGAUGCGUACGUGCCUCAGCACACAGCACAGCUGAUGACGAGUGUGGUGGGAACGAAUGCGUACGUAGACCAGAGCGGACGGCGGAGUGGGCUUGCAGGUGGCACGAGAGUAGGCAGUCAGUAGCGCAAGUUGCGAAUUCACAUGUUACCUCGUAACCGA
Chlamydomonas reinhardtii is the source of this 2767-nucleotide messenger RNA. RefSeq lists its product as uncharacterized. Lineage: Eukaryota; Viridiplantae; Chlorophyta; Chlorophyceae; Chlamydomonadales; Chlamydomonadaceae. The record is from RefSeq and is a predicted model, not a curated record. The transcript is spliced from 9 exons. Bases 355 to 1827 code for a protein of 490 amino acids.